Molecule: messenger RNA, 649 nt
Organism: Alnus glutinosa
Lineage: Eukaryota; Viridiplantae; Streptophyta; Magnoliopsida; Fagales; Betulaceae
Product: phytosulfokines 3-like
Exons: 2
Coding region: 184-450 (88 amino acids)
Biological process (GO): cell population proliferation
Cellular component (GO): extracellular region
Molecular function (GO): growth factor activity
Source: RefSeq, a predicted model, not a curated record
UUUUUGGCACACUAAUCAGAUCGAUUCCGAUAUAGUAAAAGGCCUCCUUAAUUCCUCCUCGAGUUCACACACCCAUUUGUCUUAUCCUUAUCAUAUCUCUUCUAUAAAUUCAUUAUACUCUGCCCUCUCUCUGCCUCACAAUCUUAUCCUAGCUAUAUACCGUUGUAUUAAAAAAAUCAAAAGAUGGCCAAGAUCGCCACCCUGUUGAUGGUCGCCCUCAUCCUCUGCUCCACGCUGACCUACGCUGCCCGUCCAAACUCAGCUUUUUCUGGGGCAAUUCUAGCGGAAACCCAGCAUGGGGGCGGUAAGGGAGCAGAUCAUGGUGAUGAUCAUGAGCUGGAAAAUAUUGAGAGCUGUAAAGGAAUUGGAGCGGAGGAAUGCUUGGCGAGGAGGACGUUGGCUGCUCACAUCGACUAUAUCUACACCCAGAACAAGGGACAUCAACCAUGAAAUUAUCUACUUAUAAAAAAUAAUAAAAAGUAUUAAUAUUAAUGCUUGUUGCUGGUAAUUAAUAUGAUAUUUCAUGUUUCCUAUAUAUAUGUUUUAUUUUUCUUUUCCUAUGACACCCCAGCUCAUCGGCUCAUGAGCAAAAGUUUCUUUUUUGUAUGAAAUGGGAUGUCAUUUGAUUGCAACAUUUGACCCAUUCAUG